Ziziphus jujuba (common jujube) is the source of this 3062-nucleotide messenger RNA. RefSeq names its product thaumatin-like protein 1. The coding region runs from base 561 to 1517 and encodes 318 amino acids. Gene Ontology annotation, biological process: defense response. Gene Ontology annotation, cellular component: extracellular region. The transcript is spliced from 3 exons. Lineage: Eukaryota; Viridiplantae; Streptophyta; Magnoliopsida; Rosales; Rhamnaceae. The record is from RefSeq and is a predicted model, not a curated record.
AUUGGGAUAGAAAUUAGGUAGCUUUGACUUUGAGUGUUUGACCUCUUAGAUUACGUGGCUUCGCUUUUGACCUCCUAGAUUACGUGACUUCCAAUAUGCAUCUAUUUAAAUUAUAUUAUAUUAUUACAUGGAGAGAGAUAAAUAUAUAGACAGAUAGAUAGAUAGAUUGAUAGAUCAUACGAAGAAGCAAAGAAACUAGUCUACUUCGAAGCAAUUUUGUAGGUGGCAAUUCCCGUUCAAUAUUUUAUUUUUCUAUCUUUUUAUAUAUCUCACACAACAACCCUCCAACAAAAGCCCAUAAGCAACCCUCAUCAAUUACGUUCCAUCAUCAUUUCCAUUCUCCUUCCUUUUCAUCAUCAUCAUCACCUUCUUCUUCUUCUUCUUCCAACCCUCAUCAAUUACGUUCCAUCAUCAUUUCCAUUCUCCUUCUUUAUCAUCAUCAUCAUCACCUUCUUCUUCUUCUUCUUCUUUAGGUGGUAUUGCAGCCAUUCUUUCAUUAAAGAAAGUUAUAGGAUAGAAACAACCAAUAUUGGCAAUAGCCAUUCACCAUUGCCAAACUAAUGGAUCCGACUGUCUCCCAUUCUUGUUAUAUGUUUAUCACUCUCAUUAUGCUUCUAAUAUGCAAAGGCACAGAAGGUGCUACAUUUACUCUCCUCAACAGGUGCGGUUAUACGGUGUGGCCCGGAAUUCUCUCCAAUGCCGGAAGCGACAAAUUAGAAAGCACCGGAUUCGAACUCCAGCCGGGUGGGUCCCGCUCCUUCCAAGCCCCGCCCAACUGGUCCGGAAGAUUCUGGGGAAGAACCGGCUGCGCUUUCGACCCGAACACUGGCCAAGGCAGCUGCACCACCGGGGACUGUGGCUCCAACCAGGUCGAAUGCAAUGGCGCCGGAGCAAACCCACCGGCUACUCUUGCCGAAUUCACAAUCGCAUCGGCCUCGCAGGACUUCUACGAUGUGAGCCUGGUAGACGGGUACAAUAUACAGAUGAUCGUGGACGCGAGUGGCGGGUCGGGCACGUGUUUGUCGACGGGGUGCGUGACCGACUUGAAUCAGCAAUGCCCGGCUGAGUUGAGGGCCGGGAACGGCGCUGCUUGCAAGAGUGCUUGCGAGGCUUUUGGGAAGCCGGAGUACUGUUGCAGUGGCGAGUAUGGGUCGCCCACCACGUGUAAGCCGUCUGUAUAUUCGGAGAUGUUUAAAUCGGCUUGCCCAAGAUCGUACAGCUACGCUUAUGAUGAUCCCACCAGUACAUUUACAUGCUCUGGAGCUGAUUACACUAUAACAUUCUGCCCUUCCUCCACAAGUCAAAAAUCAGCCAGAGAUGCUUCUCCAAUAACAGGCACAGCGAACGGAUCUGAAGCAGGAACAGGGGAUGUCCCAGUCCCAAUGGUGGACAACAGUUCGUGGCUGCCAAACUUUUUCACUGGAGAUUCUCCAAACACCCUUUCUUCUUCUGCUUUGCGUAUUUCAUUGUUUUCUUCUCUGACUUUGUUUCUCUCCCUGUUUUUGCAUUAUUCAUAGUUUCUGUAUUUACCAUUUUUGCGUUGAGAGCAAGGACUGAACAAGUCCAGGUUGUAAAGCCCAAAUUUUCUAGGUCACAUGUAAACAAGUCCAAAGCUUAAAAUAUACCUUUUUCUUUAUUAAAUUUUCCAAAGAUCUUGUAGUUUGGUGAAUGAACUGGGAAAAAACAAAAGAAAAAUGAAGAAGAAAAGGUAAGCUCUAUGUGGGUAGAGUGUCAUUAUUAAUUGGGAUUGGGAAUUGGUUGGUGGGUGCCAGCUAAAGAGAGAAGCAUUACUUUGCUGGAAGUGGAAGCAUAGUUGAUGGUAAUUUUGAAGUGCUUGGCAACAUUGGAAAUAUAAUUAUAAUUAUGCUUAUCUUUAUUCUCGUGAGAGUUGUGAAGAACUUGAGUCUGUAUCCCAAAAACAAAACUAGCAUCAUGUCUAAUUAUUAUAUAGAAAAAAAUCCUUUACUCAAUAAAGUAUUUUCUUGGUAAUAUAUAUACAUAUAUAUAUAUAUAUAUAUAUAUGGGAUCAGUCCAUGAAGGUUGUGGCUCGUAUUAACGAAUAAUUUGUGAAGCUUUCAAUCAAUUUUAAGAAUGGAACGCUGAAAGGUUAGAGAUUCGCCCAAUGUCAGGGGGAUACGAACUUGUUAUGAUUCCAUACCAUAAAUAUAAAACUAUUCCAAAUAUAACAUAUUCAAUUGAAAAAAGAGAAAAACACCUGAGACUCAUCGGGAUGAAGAGUAGAAAGACAAGAGGACGCAAGGUGCCAAUCCUCUCCCUCCACAGGUGCUCCAUUCCGGGCUGGUCAGGCUAACGAACCUCUUACAUGAACGUCUGGCUAAACAUUUCAUCACACAUACCUUGCCCAUCUUGUAAAUCCGUUCUAAUCCUUAAGAUUGAACUUUUUAUUUUUAUUUUUAAAAUUAACUAAUUAAUUAUAUUGAAACAGCAAGAACAAUUAUCCUUUUCUAUCUAAGGAUUUUUCCAUUGGAUUAAAAAGGGAAAACCUUUUAACUGUAAAAGAAAUACUAAUUAUCAUCAAAUUUUGCAUUUUUAUCGUAUUGACGACAAACAAAACAGCAACAUAGUCAGCCUUAUAGUGAGCCCAUCCAACAAUUUAGGCAGGCCUAAAAGUAAGGCCACUUGAGAUUGACCUAUGUCUUAUCCAGCAGGAUGGGCUGUCUGUCACCCGAUCCAUGCCCAAGUCCCUUCGGGAAUGAAAAGGAUAAAAUACAUUAAUCCCAUAUUUUAGACUUAUGCCAUGCCGUCCUUCACAACUUAAGAAGAAUGACAUCGUGUGUAGUCCACUCUACCCAAAUUCUACAUUUUUCCAACCUUGAGAGCACAUAAUAACAUAGGAAAUCGGACGGAGAGAAAAAAAAAGAGUUAUGCAUUGAAAAGUCAUGCGAUUUUAUCUGAAAACACAGUUUUCUGAUGCUAAUGCAAGAAAAAACAAAAUAUUCUGAUUAUAUGAUUACAGUAAAUCUACUAAUGCUUUCUUUCACUUCAACAAAGCAAAGCAAAAUUAUGCGUGCAGCAUUUUCCACGGACUGAACAAUAAAAAG